Pimephales promelas (fathead minnow) is the source of this 1907-nucleotide messenger RNA. Lineage: Eukaryota; Metazoa; Chordata; Actinopteri; Cypriniformes; Leuciscidae. The record is from RefSeq and is a predicted model, not a curated record.
AUGGAUGUGGAAGGUGUCUCAGGAGUCGCAGUGGUACUGGGUUGGUCCCCGAGUGUAGCAACGGCUAGCAGACGACCCUCAGGGGUCACAGGAAGUGUAGUGGAAGAUGAGGACUUUGUAGCACCCUACAGCUCCCUCCGAGACAGACUGUCCAAGAUUCUGUGGAACGGGCGGCUGACCAGUCUCUCUCAUUCAGCGAGAGGAGGAGGGACGUUAAGACCCGCGAUGAGGUUCGGGGAAGGUUACACACUGAUCGUUCGUGCGUGUGCCGAUCAGACCGACAUAUGCGUGGUGGAGUCAUUUGUGCGGGACACGUUUCCUGGCAGCACUUUGAAAGAGAAACAUCACAACACACUGCAGUACCAGAUACCGCAGGGAGAGGGAACCCUGGCGCACAUCUUCAGCCAGCUCACCAAACACCAGCAGAUGCUGCGGGUGGAGGAUUACUCUGUUUCACAGACCACACUGGACCAGGUUUUUGUGAAUUUUGCGCGGCAGCAGCGUGAUGAAGAGGACGGGGUGUUUGAGAACGUUGUGGAUCUGAGUGAUGAAAUACAAAUAUCAGCAACAUAAAUCAAAUAUCAAUCAGCAGAAAUCAGCAGUUACAGGCACUUUAUUACAUUUUUAUUUUACAUCAUGUAGGCUAUCAAGAUUAUUUAGUUUAAAACAUCCUACCAAAUAUAGAGAGAAAACCUUCAGGAAAGCUCAGGGGUCGUUUUUAUACAAUAUUUUUAUCCAAAGAAUUUAUAAUGAAAUUUCUGCUUAAUUUGCACUGCGUAACAUUAAAUACUCCAUAUUUUUACUGAUGACUUACUUCCACAAACAUUAUAUUUUUGUCAUUCUACGAUUAUAUAUGUAAAAUUGCAUUGUGUACUGUAGCAAUAUACUAAUAUAGCAAUAUUUUUUGUGAUUUUGGGUUUAUUAGAGGAACAACGGAGAGAAAUUUCAGCUUUAUUGUCAAUUUAUUUUCUAGUUGUCAGUUGUACUUAUUGAAAGACCAUAUGCAUUGAUUUUUUUCUUUUGUAUCUCAGGAUAAAAUGUCAUGCACUUUAGAGCCGUGUUUCCCAACCUUUUCUGUCAAUAAGGCUCAAGUGUAUUUAUACUGUAAGUCAUAUUUUCUGUUUUAUAGAUUUGCAGGUGACCCUUUACAAUAAUGCCCCAUUAACACAUUAAGCAAUACAUUUGCUUAAGUAUUUCUGGUAACGCUUUAGUUUAGGGGUUUAAUUCUCAAUUGCUCUAUUGCUUAUUAGCAUGAUAUUGCUAGGAUUAUAAAAGCACAUAUUAAUGUCUUAUUCUGCAUGACCACAUUCUACAUAUCCAAUACCUAAACUUAACAACUACCUAACAACUAAAAUUCAUAAUUAGUAAUUAAGUCAAAAGUCAUUGUUAAUAGUGAGAAUUGGACCCCGAUCUUAAGUGUUAGUUAUCUUAACAUUUGUUUUAAAAAAAAAAAUAAUAAAAAAUACAACUGUUCAUUGUUAGUUCAUGCUAGCUGGUCCAUUAAAUAUUAACAGAUACAAACUUGAUUUUAAUAAUGUAUUAGUAAAUGUUUAAAUGAACGGUAUCACUUUAUAAUAAGUAUAGUGUAAUAAAGUAUUUACAAAUCAUUUGUAAAUAGUUAAUUAAUAGUUUAUGCACAUAUACAAAGUUCUUCAUUCGUUGUCACUGUAACGAACAGUGUCAGGAUUAGGAGUCGGUUUAGGGGAAAGAAUAAAUUCCAUCUUUCAGUCCAUAUUUCAGUCCCUAUUGAAAUAUGGAAAUGUUUCCAUAAAUUCCAUAUUUAAGUCCCUAUAAAACAUGGAAAGUCAAUGUCUGUGUCUGCGUGUGCUUUAUGUAUUUGUAAACAUUUUAAGAAACACUGAAUAUGAAUGCAAUUAAUGUCUAAUAAAGGUUAGUUUAAAGCACUU